UUACAUAAGGCCGUGAGGACAAGCGUCUCUUUCCACCUUCAGCCAUUUUAACCAUGCUGGGAAUAGUUGGACGUUCCUGCUCCGGGGCUCUGCAGGCUCUAAAGCCUGGAAUCAACCCUCUGAAAGCGUUUACUAGCGCGCCAGCUGUUCUUCAUCCACGCAGGACCUAUGCUGCAGCAGCUGCCCCCUCAGCCAAGGCUGCCACUGCCUCUGGUCGUAUUGUAGCGGUCAUUGGUGCUGUUGUGGAUGUUCAGUUUGAUGAAGGUCUUCCUCCCAUUCUCAAUGCUCUGGAAGUUGCAGGGCGUGAGACCAGACUUGUGCUGGAGGUUGCACAGCACCUUGGGGAGAACACUGUGCGUACCAUUGCCAUGGAUGGUACUGAGGGUCUUGUUCGUGGACAGCAGGUCCUGGAUACUGGUGCACCCAUCCGUAUUCCUGUGGGCCCAGAGACCUUGGGCAGGAUCAUGAAUGUCAUUGGAGAGCCCAUUGAUGAGAGGGGACCGAUAACCACCAAACAAACUGCUCCCAUCCAUGCUGAGGCUCCUGAAUUUACAGAUAUGAGUGUGGAACAGGAGAUCUUGGUGACUGGCAUCAAGGUGGUUGACCUACUUGCCCCAUAUGCCAAGGGUGGUAAGAUUGGUCUUUUUGGUGGUGCGGGUGUGGGCAAGACUGUGCUCAUCAUGGAGCUGAUUAACAAUGUAGCCAAGGCUCAUGGUGGUUACUCUGUGUUUGCUGGAGUGGGAGAGCGUACCCGUGAGGGAAAUGACCUGUACCAUGAAAUGAUCGAGUCUGGUGUCAUCAAUUUGAAGGAUACCACAUCGAAGGUUGCAUUGGUGUAUGGUCAAAUGAAUGAGCCCCCAGGUGCCCGUGCAAGAGUUGCCUUGACUGGUCUUACUGUUGCUGAAUACUUCCGUGAUCAAGAGGGGCAGGAUGUGCUUCUCUUCAUCGACAACAUCUUCAGGUUCACUCAGGCAGGUUCAGAGGUGUCUGCAUUGCUGGGUCGUAUACCGUCUGCUGUGGGUUAUCAACCCACUCUAGCCACUGACAUGGGUACCAUGCAGGAGCGUAUCACUACCACCAAGAAGGGAUCAAUCACCUCUGUGCAGGCUAUUUAUGUGCCUGCUGAUGAUUUGACUGACCCUGCUCCUGCCACCACCUUCGCUCACUUGGAUGCCACUACUGUGCUGUCUCGUGCCAUUGCUGAGCUGGGCAUCUACCCUGCUGUGGACCCCCUUGAUUCCACCUCCCGUAUCAUGGACCCAAACAUCGUUGGAGCGGAGCACUAUGAUGUUGCCCGUGGAGUGCAGAAGAUCCUGCAGGACUACAAGUCUCUCCAGGAUAUUAUUGCCAUCUUGGGUAUGGAUGAGUUGUCAGAAGAAGACAAGCUGACUGUGGCUCGUGCCCGCAAGAUACAGCGUUUCCUCUCCCAGCCCUUCCAGGUGGCUGAAGUCUUCACUGGCCAUAUGGGGAAACUGGUACCCCUCAAAGAUACAAUCAAAGGAUUCCAGAGCAUUUUGGGAGGCGAGUAUGACACCUUGCCUGAACAGGCUUUCUAUAUGGUGGGCCCCAUUGAAGAAGUCGUCCAGAAGGCUGAGAAACUUGCUGAAGAACAUUCUUAGCUGAUUUUGACAGUGUGAGGUGUCAAUGUUCAGGGGGGGGGGCUUCUUGGUUUGAAAGUUGGUAUUCAGAACUUAAUGUCCUGUCACUCGAGUUCUAUUUAAUGUUCCUUCUAAAGUGAAAUAAAUGUCUGUCUUAUCAUUGUGCUUUUAUUCCUGCUUUAAAAAAAAAGAUUUAACUGGGCCAUUGGCUACAUUAAUGUAGCCUACUUACGGAAAAGCCUGCUAACAAAACUGAAUUACAGACAUUGUGCCCAGAACUGUUAUGUUUGAAAUGCUAGCUAUCGAGCUGUAAUUAUAGCUAGUCAGUUGGCAAGGUAGAAUUGUUCUACUGUCUGGUAGCCUACUAGAAGCCUGUAAAAUGCUGCGAAGAAAACAAAGUUGGUGUGCAUGCGCAUCUGUUCAGAAAGUAAAUGAUUGAUUCAGGAAUUCUCACGGCCGAGCCAUAGAGUCCGGACCUUUUUAUAUUAUCUGCAGGUGUGAUGACUGAAUUAAAGGUGUGAUUAAAUCUCGGUUUUCAGGAUGCAAGAUCACUGAUUCGAUCCCACCUUGAUGCUUUUCAUUAAAGUUUCAUGUGUAGCAUAUA
This is a messenger RNA of Conger conger (European conger), 2202 nucleotides long. It is a transcript of the gene atp5f1b, whose product is annotated as ATP synthase F1 subunit beta. Bases 54 to 1619 code for a protein of 521 amino acids. The transcript is spliced from 10 exons. Lineage: Eukaryota; Metazoa; Chordata; Actinopteri; Anguilliformes; Congridae. The record is from RefSeq and is a predicted model, not a curated record. Gene Ontology annotation, molecular function: ATP binding; proton-transporting ATP synthase activity, rotational mechanism; ATP hydrolysis activity. Gene Ontology annotation, biological process: proton transmembrane transport; proton motive force-driven mitochondrial ATP synthesis.